UUGAUGAUAAAGCAAAUAUAAAAACUGUAACAUCAAAUGUACAAGUAUUUCCCGAUAAAGUGUUUGUAAAUAACAGGCUUACAAAAUAUAAAUGGAACAUGCCUGGCAACAGUAGUAUCUGGUGAAAUGGCGUCUGGUUACCUUGUGCUCGGUUUAUUUUAGCUAUUUGAUUAGCAAGCUAUAUUCAAUAACCGUUGACUGUGAAUAGAAGUUCAUUUUCAAUAGAAUAAAUAACGUCAUUGUUAUAUUUCAAAAUGUCUGACUCAGAAGAGGACAGUCAAGAUAAGCAACUUAAAAUUGUAGUCAUCGGGGACGGCGCAUCAGGGAAGACGUCCCUCACCACCAGGUUUGCACAGGAGGCCUUUGGGAAACAAUACAAACAAACCAUUGGCCUUGAUUUCUUUCUGAAGAGAAUAACUCUGCCAGGCAACGUGAAUGUUACUUUGCAAGUGUGGGAUAUUGGAGGUCAAUCGAUUGGAGGGAAAAUGCUGGAUAAAUAUGUCUACGGGGCUCAGGGUGUUCUUCUAGUGUACGACAUUACAAACUACCAGAGCUUUGAGAAUCUGGAGGACUGGUACGGCAUGGUCAAGAAGGCCAAUGAAGAGUCAGACGUCCAGCCUGUGGUCUCCCUGGUGGGAAACAAAAUUGACCUGGAGCACAUGAGGACAGUGAAGGCUGACAAACACCAGCGCUUCUGCCAAGACAACAGCCUCAUCAGUCAGUUCGUAUCAGCCAAGACCGGAGACUCAGUGUUCCUGGCAUUCCAGAGAGUGGCUGCAGAGAUUCUGGGGGUGAAGCUCAACAAAGCAGAGAUUGAGCAGUCCCAGAGGAUCGUGAAAGCUGAGCUGGUGGACUACCAUCAGGACGAAGUACCCGUUAGACAGGAGACCAAUCAGAGCAAAAUCUGUUCGGUUCAGUAGUUGGAACGUGUGGUGAAGGCAGACAUCGUGAACUACAGUCAAGAACCUGUGGCGAGGACAGUCAACCCCCCGCGCAGCUCCAUGUGUGCGGUACAGUGACCCCCUCUCUCCCCCACCUCCCUUCUUGCCCCUCCACAAACUGACGAUAGCAGUGAGGGCUUCUGACCAGCAGGAUGCCCCCAACACACUGGCCCAUAGCCAAAGCAGGGGAAUUGAGACAGCUUGGUUUAUUCUGCUGCACACACACACACACACACACACACACACACACACACACACACACACACACACACACACACACACACACACACACACACACACACACACACACACACACACA
This is a messenger RNA of Oncorhynchus gorbuscha (pink salmon), 1260 nucleotides long. Its product is annotated as ras-related protein Rab-28. The transcript has 8 exons. Gene Ontology annotation, molecular function: GTPase activity; GTP binding. The coding region runs from base 255 to 920 and encodes 221 amino acids. NCBI's taxonomy places the organism in Eukaryota, Metazoa, Chordata, Actinopteri, Salmoniformes, Salmonidae. Gene Ontology annotation, cellular component: endosome; Golgi apparatus. The record is from RefSeq and is a predicted model, not a curated record.